AUGUCCAAACAAUUAGGAAGUAAGGAUCUUAAUAGAAGUAAGUUAGAUAAAGGCAUGGAACCUGUAGGUGGAAAUGUGAAAGAAAAUAAGAUACACAAUUUUAUGGAGCCAUUCAAACAACUGGAUAGAAAUCCUUUUGAUAUACCCUGGCACAAGCGCGUUUUCACCAAAUGCUCUAAAAAGAGAAAAAUUAAGCCCGAACCAUUUAUAAUGGAUGAACCCAAGUCUAUUUGUGAUGUAGAUAAUGAAUUUUAUAAAAUUAUCGAAGGCCGUCCUAUUAGAUCUUUUACAGAUAUAAAGGUUUACAUGAAGACAAUAAGAGAUAUUCUUCUUACUCGUGCUAACAUUUGCUAUCAAACAUCAGAUUUAAUUCUCCAAAUGGAUAACGCGACAUCAGAAGAAUUGGAGGAAUAUAACAAGGUUGCAAAACUAUACGCUCACGUUAAAACAAGUUUUAUAUAUUUCGCACAAGAAAGCUAUGAAUCUGCUAAGCAGUGUCAAAAACUCGCCGAGGAAAAAGCUAAUUUAGUAGACAUUGCUAUAGAAAAACUGAAUGAUUACUGUUUUGUGGGCAAUCGAUUAAGAAAUGAAAUCGAAAACCUAAUAGCAAUACUAAAAACGUUAUCUCAGUACGGUCAAUUUUUAUACUCUAUAGCACCCAUAACUUGGAAAGAAUUGCAUCACCGCAAUUUUGCAAGGUCCAGAUCUGUUUCAACGAAACUAUUUGCUACUGAUAUGGCUAUGCCAUCCGACGAACUCGACUAUCAAUUAUUUAUUCCGUUGCUUAAAAAUGACGAGCCUGAGCUAUAUUUCAAAAAGCCGAAGGAAAUUGUUAAUGUUUUUGAUAAAAUGAGUAAGCAAUGUCUCAAUUACAUGGAAAUGGAUGUUUUCACUUCAAACAUGCUAAGUAAAGUGUGUAGCCGAAGAGACCAUCUAAAAGACAUUGUAAAAUAUGAAACUGAUGAAAUGGAAGCAAUUAUAGAAAUGAAUAAAAAACAAAUCCAUUGGUUAGAACAGAAAGAAAUAGAAUACAAAGAAAAAUUCAAUCGAAUUCUACUCAAUGAGUUUCACAACUUAUUCGCAUCAUACGAAGUGACAAAACUAUUUACGUGCCUGCAAUAUGUUCAUACACAGAUUUUUGCAACUCCCGAAGACCCAAAAGAUAGUAUUUCUACAUUAGCAUAUAACUUAGAAAUGUUAUAUCUCAAUCUUACAUCUAAAUUGGACGAUUUAGACCAAACAAUUGUCAAAGAAGCAAAGCGUGAGUUGUUUGCAGAAGACAUAAGAAUAAUGAAACAAGCGCGGCUUGCUCAGAGAACUUUAAAGGAAUGUGACAUUUUGACUAAAAAUCUAUAUACCAGUUUUGAACCGUCCAGACGUAGGCGUAAAUGA
Messenger RNA from Zerene cesonia (dogface butterfly), 1392 nucleotides. RefSeq lists its product as uncharacterized. The transcript has a single exon. Lineage: Eukaryota; Metazoa; Arthropoda; Insecta; Lepidoptera; Pieridae. The record is from RefSeq and is a predicted model, not a curated record. The coding region runs from base 1 to 1392 and encodes 463 amino acids.